Messenger RNA from Lodderomyces parapsilosis, 1380 nucleotides. It is a transcript of the gene PHO114, whose product is annotated as Pho114p. The coding region runs from base 1 to 1380 and encodes 459 amino acids. The record is from RefSeq and is a predicted model, not a curated record. Gene Ontology annotation, molecular function: acid phosphatase activity. The transcript has a single exon. Gene Ontology annotation, cellular component: fungal-type cell wall. NCBI's taxonomy places the organism in Eukaryota, Fungi, Ascomycota, Pichiomycetes, Serinales, Debaryomycetaceae.
AUGGUUUCCUUUUCAAAGGUUUUGCAUUCGAACUUUUUGCUUGUGAGUCAAUCUAUAUUUCAAGAUGUCGCAACUCCUCAACAAGCUGCUACAGAUCAAUAUUCAGUUAUCAAUUUCCUCGGCGGAUCAGCGCCUUACAAACAAGGAUCCAGGUACGGAAUUAGUACUGACAAUCCGGAUAAGUGCACAGUAGAACAUGUCCAAAUGAUCUCACGACAUGGAGAGAGAUUUCCUUCAAAAAGUGAUGGAGCUUAUUUCGACACUGUGAUGGAUGCUUUCAAAAGUUACGAUAAGGAGUUCAGAGGCGACUUGUCGUUUUUAAAUAAUUAUGAGUAUUUCGUGACAAAUAAAGAGUAUUACGAGAAGGAAACGAGUCCAACGAAUUCUGAGGGCACAUUUGCUGGUACAACAACUGCACUUCGACAUGGGGCAUAUUUUAGACAACGGUAUCAAGGUUUGUUUGAUGGCGGCAAUUUCACUGUGUUUACUACCAAUUCUGGAAGAUGUUAUCAAACUGCAAACUAUUUUGCCCGAGGAUUCUUGGGUGAUGAAUGCUCGGAAGAUCAUGUGGAGUAUGUCGUCAUUGACGAGGACCCAAAAAUGGGUGCCAAUUCAUUGACACCACGGUACGCGUGCAAGAAUUUAGACGAUAUCAAUAACGACGAAAUAGUUGAUCAAUUUGACAAGAGCUAUCUACAAGACAUAUUGCACAGAUGGCAACAGCAAAAUCCAGGGUUGAAUUUGACUACUGCCCAAGUAUCUUCCUUAUUCUUGUGGUGUGCUUUUGAAAUCAAUGUGAGAGGAUCGUCACCAUUCUGUUCCCUAUUCACUAACGAGGAGUUUAUAAAGAGUGGCUACAGAAAUGACUUGACAAAUUAUUACUCCAUCGGACAAGGUAACAAUUUGAGCACAACAGUUGGUUCUCCCAUGGUAGUAGCCUCAUUAAGGCUACUUCUUGAUGAGGCAGCCGCAAACAAAAUAUGGGUUAUGUUCACUCAUGACACAGAUAUGGAGUUUUACUUAUCAUCGAUGGGGUUAAUCAACCCGGAAAAGAAUUUACCCGUUGAUCAUGUCCCAUUCCCUAAUCCAUACAAUGCAGCACAGAUGUUUCCUCAAGGGGGUAGAACUUAUUUGGAAAAAUUGAAAUGUGACGACAAAAUGUACGUUCGGUUCAUUAUGAAUGAUGCAGUUGUACCUUUCCCCAACUGCAACAAUGGAGUUGACUUUUCCUGCCCUUUGGAUCAAUUUGUCGAUAUUGUGAAGUCAAGACUAGAUGGUGUAGACUAUUCAAAACAAUGUGGUAAUUCAGGUCCAUCGAAUUUGACAUUCUUUUGGGAUUACAAGGAGGUGCAGUAUGAUGCUCCAUUGAUCGAUCAGUAG